Molecule: messenger RNA, 2148 nt
Organism: Syngnathus typhle (broad-nosed pipefish)
Lineage: Eukaryota; Metazoa; Chordata; Actinopteri; Syngnathiformes; Syngnathidae
Gene: tpbg1b
Product: trophoblast glycoprotein a
Exons: 2
Coding region: 96-1364 (422 amino acids)
Biological process (GO): negative regulation of canonical Wnt signaling pathway
Cellular component (GO): plasma membrane
Molecular function (GO): protein binding
Source: RefSeq, a predicted model, not a curated record
CACACACACACACACACACGCACACACACACACACACACACACACGCGCGCGCGCUUUUAGUCCACGACCCCCACUAGUGGCUGCCAGUGUCUGCAUGGAAGUGCUCGGCUCCACACUCGAGGCGUGCGGCCGGCCACUCAAGACAGCAGCCGGUGGAGAUGUAAUCUUUCUCCACUUCUCCUUCGUCUUCAUCCGUUCUUUCUUACCCAACAUGCUGGACUUGAGCCCCAGUCGCCUCUUCUGCAGCACCCUCCUGCUCCUGCUCCUGCUCCUGCUGGGCUCCGUUUACGCACCGGCAGCUCCAGCGUCCUCCUGCCCGACGGGCUGCGAGUGCUCCGAGGUGGCGCACACGGUGAAGUGCGUGGCCAAAGACCUCCGGAGCGUCCCGCUCGGGAUCCCUGGAUACACCCGGAACCUUUUCAUCACCGGCAACCAGAUCGCGCGCAUUGGCACAGACUCCUUCAAGGGCCUCGACAAUGUCACUAACCUUUCACUAAGCAAUAACAGGAUUUCCGAGGUGGACUCUCACGCCUUCUCCGGCCUGCCGAGUCUUCGCUCGCUGGACCUGAGCUCCAACCAGCUGGCGGUGUUCCACCCAGAAGCCUUCACGGUUGCCAACCAAUCGCUCCACCAGCUCAACCUGAGCCGUGCCCUCUACAACCACUCAGCUGUGCUGGACUUGGCCACGGCUUUGCGCUGGAACGCCCUAAGCUCUCUGCGCAUCCUCGACCUGUCGCACAACGGCCUCAUCUACCUCCCGCCACGUAUUUUCUCCCACUUGAGCGGACUUCGCCGGCUGCUGCUCACCAACAACUCCCUAGUCGCCGUGCGCAACGCCACCCUGGCCGGUUUGGAGUCUCUCCGGGAGCUGGAUCUGACACUCAACUCGCUGAAGAACAUCCCCGACGAGGGCCUGCGCGAGCUGGACUCGCUCCCCGAGGCUGAGAUCCUCCUGGGUGAGAACCCCUUCACGUGUGCGUGCGGCAUCGAACCUUUGGCCCGCUGGCUCAACCGCUCUCAGGGACGCGUCCGCGACCCUGACCAUCUGGUCUGCGCCUUCCCUGCCGCCCUGAGGAACACCUCUCUGCUCUCGGUGGUGGCUGCCUCCGGCAGCCUGAGGUGCCGCCAAAGGGGCGCCGGCGCCGACCUGGCCCUGCAGACCUCCUACGUGUUCCUGGGCCUAGUACUGGGUCUGGUGGGCCUGGUCUUCCUCUUUGUGCUCUACCUGAACCGCAGAGGCAUCAAGAGGCGUGUGUACGACAUGCGAGACGCCUGCAGAGAGGUAUGGGAGGGCUACCACUACCGCUUCGAGCUCGAAUCGGACCCCCGCCUCUCCCAGGUGUCCUCGAGCACUGACAUGUAAGACCUAAACGAGUUCAUGACGUUGGAUUAACCCCCCCCCCCCCCCCACACACACACACACACACGUGACUCCUGUCUUCCACAUCAACAGCAAGUGCCUCAAGACCCUGGACUGGUCGCCGGUCAAACACGGGCAGCAUACAGUAUAGAUGUAUAUAGUAUAGUAUGUAUGAUGUAUGUAUAUGGUAGUGUAUUUAGACACAUAUAGGCAUUUCUGAAUGUUUGUGUAAAUCUUUAUGCAUGUAAAAUGCAAGCAGCAAAUUGGAAUUGUUUCAAGUCCUUUGCAUUCGGAAGAAGGAUAAUUCAGCCCAGGCAAGAGCCUCUCCAAACCCUCGUGCGCCGCCCCUCCCUUUUUUUUUUCUUUUUUUCAUGAAGACUUGCUUUGUUUCGACGCCUUGACUUUUAUUGCCACAAUGAUGAGAACCAGUCACGGAGGCCGAGGCUCUUCAAAAGCCAGCUCCAUGUUUUUCUGUUUAAGGAACUUUCGCCUUCUUCUUUCUUCCCAUGAUAAGACACAGAUGAUUCCGGACAACAGCGGCCGCAUUCAUACAGCAAGAACAACUCAAAUUUACAUUUUAUUGGGGUCGCAAGAAGUAAAUGCCUUAUCAUGUUUGUUUGAGUUGAGGCUACAAAUGACUUUAUUGCCCUUCACUUUGUUGGCUUUGCAGGUUUUGAGGCUAAAAGCUUCCUUUUUGUUCCAAGCCAAAGAUGAAGCAUUCUUCUUCUGGCUUCUUAGCCAUUUUACUGCAUGUGCAAUACCACAAUAAAAUGACAAAGCAGCACUG